Messenger RNA from Fopius arisanus, 2806 nucleotides. RefSeq lists its product as uncharacterized. The record is from RefSeq and is a predicted model, not a curated record. The annotation marks the transcript as partial. NCBI's taxonomy places the organism in Eukaryota, Metazoa, Arthropoda, Insecta, Hymenoptera, Braconidae. The transcript is spliced from 2 exons.
CGUGCUAAUAAAGUGGUCAAGCGACCACGCUCUGAAGAUCAGGAGGCGGAAGUUAAAGACAGUUUAGCCUGGCUGAAGGACAACGUAGAGUUGUCUGAUGAAUUAAAGUACCACUGGGACAACACGCGUGUCUAUCGCAAGAAAUGGUUGGCUGUGCAACGAUAUCCACUUGUAACCGACGUGUUAGAUGACUGGCCGAUUCUCAAGUCUCCAAUUGCUCCAGUUUUAAUUGAUAUCGACUUUGAUGCCUUGGGAAUUACCGAGAGAGAUCGAAUUCAGUACUGGGAUCAAUUUUUCACUGCUGUUCGUAACUAUUUCGGUAAAAAGUCCAUUGACAACGUCGGACAAGGUUUACUGAGCUUGAUCGAUUUAGAGACAACAAGUACUAACGGCAGAGUUUUGUGCCAAUUGUGGGCGUUGAACAGCUUUUGUGCACCUAAGGGCAGAAUUCCAAAGGCUGAUUUUGGAUCCUCUUCCAAUGCCAAGCGAGCAUCCAUUCUAGAGGCAAAAGAGAGUAUGCUGAUCCACGUAUCUCGAGAGGAUGAUAUCAAAGUAGCCCAACAAGGGAAAAUUAAAGGAGCUGGAAGACAGCAUGUGCAACCUUACUUGAUUGUCGUUGGGAGCCACGUAGCUUCAGCUGAGAAAUUUUUUGUCGCCCUUGAUAAUUACAUAUAUCCAGUCAGCAGUGCAUUGAAAGCGAUAGAUACUUGCUUCAAAAUCUUCCAUGUGUUGGAUGCAUUUUACCCACCUCAGAGUCAUCAUCUCUGGUUACUCAUCCAGCGAGGUUUGUACCAAUUCUCUACCCUGACUGAUAUCAAGAUUCCUCAUAUGACCAAAGCCAUAGCAAAAGUGGCAUCCCUCAAAUAUGAGACCAUAUACGCGUAAGAGAACUUACGCGCUCUACCCUCAAUACUUUUCUUCUAAGAAAAAAAUGAUUGUUGUGAGUGAAACUCUUCUAUAAAUUUUGCUUUCCACUGUAGUGCCUUUCAAGCAAUGUAUCGUCCAGUAGAGUUCAUAAUAUAGACGAAAGAUUUUUAUAAAAUUAGCAUUAGACAAUUCCCUUAAAAAAUGGAGCAUUCAUGUCCUUAUUGUAAGCAAAAAUUUACAAUCAGUAAAUGUCUUCCACAUGUGCGGUCGCAGCACAAAAAUUUAUUGCUUUUAAAAUUUAACUGUCCACACUGCGAAAGAUGUUUCAACGAUAUCUACGGAUUGCAUCAACACCUAAGAAUUUUCCAUUCAAAACAGGAUAAGACUCCUGAAAAACUCGGUAAUAGUGUUCAACAGACAACAAGUAAAUGUGAGAAUCCUUCAGGAGUAGGGCAACCGAAAAAACGAAAAUUGAGCUCUGAUCAAUUUAUUUGCCAAGCUAAUACUAUCAGUUGUAAAAGUAUAUUUUCGAGAAAUUCUGCUUUCGAUUUCGAUUUAUUCUACGAGCAGCUUUUCAAUUCAGUCAUGGAAUUUUCUGCUAGGUUAUUCGAUGACAGAAACUUGUGUAGAUCAUCAGCUCUGGAGUUGAUUAAAAAAGCCAGUUUUUUAACAUCCACAAUACUUUCAAAAUUUGUACCACUCUUCAAGAAUUCCCAGUAUUCUUCGGAUUUCACUGUAAUUCGUGAAAUCGUUGAACGCUGUUUUUCUGAGUUCAGCACAGAAUAUCGAAUUACAGAAAUAUUUAAGAAAACUAGUUAUUUCAUCCCUCCUUCUUCCAAAACACUUGAACUCCGUUUAGUUUCCACUCGUCGCAAUUCCAAGCAAAAUUUGGAAAGAACAAAGACCAUAAAACUGGAAAUUGUUCCCAUGGCUUCAGUUCUAGAAAAAAUUUUAUCUCUACCGAACGUUCUCAAUACGAUACUAAAACACGUGGAAGAAUGCAAAGCGUCUGAAGAUUUAAUAUCACCGGUGCAAGGAGAAACUUGGAAACAAAUUGAGAGCAAAUAUGAGGGGAAAAUUGUUUUUCCAUUAGUUAUUAUUGCAGACGAUUUUGAAAUAAAUAAUCCGUUAGGUUCACACAAAGUAGUUAACAAAGUGUGUGGGGUGUAUUUUUCAUUGCUCGGGAUUCCGAAUCAAUCUGCUGGGAAACUGGAAAAUAUAUUCUUAGCCCAAUUAUACAAAACCAAAGAUUACAGUCGUUCUAUGAAUGGAAAUAUUUUUUCACACGUGAUUAACCAAGUGAUUAAACUAGAAACGGAGGGGAUUUCACUCAAGUUACGGAAUCAACAGGAAGUCCAGGUUUAUUUCGCUUUAUUAAGUAUUCUCCGGGAUAACUUGGGUCAAAAUUCCAUUCUAGGUUUUUCGAUCAAUUUCAAUGAUGACUUUUGCUGUCGCAUGUGUUGCAUGAAACAAGUGGAGUUUCAGAAAGCGAGCGUGGAAAAUCCAGAUUUGUUAAGAACGCGAACAAAUUAUUCUAAGGAUGUUCGAUCUGGUGAUAAUGGCGUGCAGCAAGAAUGUGUUUUUAAUGCCAUUCCAAGUUACCAUUCCAUUGAUAACAUGUCCGUGGAUAUAACACAUGAUAUUUUGGAGGGGGGGGAUCGAGAAGUUAUGGGGAAAAUUGUCCAUUGCUUGAUAAAAAAUGAUAAACUCUUGACUCUAGACGUAUUAAAUUAUCGAAUGAAAUGCUUUUGCUAUAACUCGACAUAUGGUUUGAAUAAACCACCCUCAAUUAAGGCGUCAACUCUUUCGAAGAAACAAGUCUCAAUGUCUGCUGCGGAAAUGAGUGAUUUUAUUAAAUUCUUAGUGUUUUAUAUCGGUGAUCCCGUACCAGUAGAAAAUGAAGCUUGGCAAUUAUAUUUAUGACACCGUUCUGUAAUGU